Messenger RNA from Doryrhamphus excisus (bluestripe pipefish), 4672 nucleotides. It is a transcript of the gene ldlra, whose product is annotated as low density lipoprotein receptor a. NCBI's taxonomy places the organism in Eukaryota, Metazoa, Chordata, Actinopteri, Syngnathiformes, Syngnathidae. Gene Ontology annotation, biological process: receptor-mediated endocytosis. The record is from RefSeq and is a predicted model, not a curated record. Gene Ontology annotation, molecular function: calcium ion binding; protein binding; hormone binding. Gene Ontology annotation, cellular component: signaling receptor complex; apical plasma membrane; plasma membrane.
UUUGUUUGACAGUCCUUGAAAGCAGCACGUCGCCUUCCCACGCUGCACAGACUAAGGAGGUUCGUUUGGUCCAGCACUUCUAGAUUCUUCAUCAAGAAGAAGACUACGCCCUAUUUUGUGCACCUCAUUCGGUGUUCGGUCCCAAAGCUGACAUCGUGUGGCCGUGCUGAGCCCGGAGGUUUGAUGACGUCACUGACGUUCGAUGGCCAGUGGCAAUGUUGUUAUUCGACUGAGAUUUGACUUGAAGGCUGCCGUUGUGAGGCUUUAUCUGUCGGGAUGCAUUAUCGCUUCCCAAGCGAUGCAAACUCUUGCUAAACCAUCUUUUAGCGGGAGUUGCGGACUUUGAACCUUUCAUCAAACUUUGCCCCUGAAACGGAACAUUCAAAGUAAGUCGGUCCCGGAAUGUGAGCGGCUGCUCCAAAAUGCUUUUAGUCGGUUCCAGCAUGAGCGUCUUGAAGGACAGUCGUGGCCGUAAACCAGGACGUUGACGCAAUCCUGACCUGUGCAACGUUAGAAAGGCGGAAGGAAUUGGGGGAACAUCAGCCGCCCUCUGUGGUGGCCCCCACUGCAUUCCUGGUAUCAGACAUAACACCUUCAUUAGUGCAGGUAGCACCUCCUUCCGUGUCUUCACUUCCGGCAGAGGCCCCCAUGUGCACCCAUUGCCCGAGGGGUGAAAGGUCAAGCUCCAGAGAAAAAAGGCCAAUGUUUCCACGUGCCACGUGCGCACGUGAGCCUUCUAACAGAACUCCGCCCCUGGCUUGUCAGUCUGUUGUGGCUCACAAUCACACCACUCCUAAGCCCGCCUUCACCCCCCAUCCCUCCCCGACCACGGGGCCCCCCCGACCCCUUUGGUCCCACCCACCCGGUGGACCACAUUGAAAUGGGUGGGAAGUUGUUGCCAAACAGCUUUGGUCUGUCGUGGAGCCGACUGCUGCAUCCGAGGCCAUGGGAUCCCUUCACACGCUGGCGGCGCUUCUAAUCUGCUCCCUGGUUCCCACACAUGCGAUGACAACAUGCGGAAGCGAGCAGUUCCCGUGCGGGAAUGGGCGAUGCAUCACGCCGCGGUGGGUGUGUGACGGCACCGAUGACUGUGGCGACGGCACAGACGAACUUCUUGCUACUUGCUUGGCCAAAACAUGUCGGCCAACAGAAUUCGGUUGCAGCGACCGCCUUCACCAGUGCAUACCAAGCACGUGGCGCUGUGACGGCCGGGCCGACUGUGCCAAUGGAGCUGAUGAAGAGAGCUGUGGACCCAAGCAGUGCACAGACUCAGAGUUCCGCUGCACAAACAACCAGUGCGUGUCUUCGUCGUUUGUGUGCGACGAUGAAGAAGACUGCGAUGACGGCAGCGACGAGGCCUCCUGCCCGGCGGCUACGUGUAGCGCUACUUCUUUUCAGUGCAACAACAGCGUGUGCCUUCCCCGCCUAUGGGCUUGCGACGGAGAUGCCGACUGCCCGGACGGCUCGGACGAGUGGCCCCAGAACUGCGGCACGGCCACGCCUACCUCUGCUCCAACUCGCCGCUGCUCCGCCCUGGAAUUCCGCUGCGGUAGCGGGGAAUGCAUUCACGGAAACUGGAGGUGCGACGGAGGAGCCGAUUGUCUGGAUGGAUCGGAUGAAGCCGGCUGCGCGCAUCCCACCUGCCGUCCUGAUGAGUUUCAAUGCGAUGACGGCGCUUGCAUUCAUGGAAGCCACCAAUGCGAUCAUCAUUACCACUGCAGGGACAUGAGUGAUGAAAUAGGCUGCGUCAACGCCACCCGAUGCGUGGGUCCAACCUGGUUUAAGUGUAACAGCGGUGAAUGCGUCAGCAUGGACAGGGUGUGCAACGGCCAGCGCGACUGCAGGGAUUGGUCAGAUGAGCCUCUGAGGGAAUGCGCGUUCAACGAGUGCUUGUUGGACAACGGAGGCUGCUCUCACGUCUGCAAUGAUCUUAAGAUCGGGUUCGAGUGUCUGUGUCCUUCGGGAUAUCAUCUGGUCAACAAAAAUCAGUGCGAAGAUAUCGACGAGUGCGCCCGCCAGGACACGUGCAGCCAGAUCUGCAUUAACCACGUAGGAAGCUACAAAUGCGAGUGUGAGGAAGGUUACCAGGUCGACCCUUCAACCAAAGCCUGCAAGGUGAUAGGUACAAUCGCCUACCUUUUCUUCACCAACCGACAUGAAGUGAGAAAAAUGACUUUGGACAAGAGCGAGUACGCUCGUGUUAUCCCGCGUCUGAAGAACGUUGUGGCUCUGGACAUGAACAUGGCCACCAAAGACAUCUACUGGUCAGAUAUCUCCCAAAAGAAGAUCUACAGAGCUCAAAUGGAUUCAGCCGAGGACUCGAGCCGUCACACCAUAGUGGUCGGCGAAGACCUCGACGCUCCUGAGGGCAUCGCCUUCGACUGGAUCCACGGCAACCUCUACUGGACCGAUAGCGUUCGCUGCACCGUGUCUGUGGUGACGGCUGAUGGGAGCCGGCGGAAGACUUUGUUCCACCAAGGUUUAUCUAAACCUCGAGCUAUCGUGGUGGACCCCUAUAGGAACUUUGCUUACUGGACUGACUGGGGGAAUCCCGCUAAGAUCGAAAAGGGGGGUCUGAACGGAGGGGACCGCACCGCUUUGGUCACUGACGACAUUGUUUGGCCCAAUGGAAUCACCCUCGACCUGCUCAACCAGCGGCUGUACUGGGUGGACUCCAAGCUGCACACCCUCUCCAGUAUUGAUGUGCACGGUGGGGGGCGGCGCACCCUCAUCAUUGACGAACACAAGUUGAGCCAUCCGCUGGGACUUGCUGUGUUUGAGGAACGGGUCUUUUGGACGGACGUCAGUAGCAAUGCCAUCCUAAGCGCUAACAGGCUGACCGGUGCGGACAUCGCUCCCGUGGCCGAGCACCUGUCAUCGCCAGAAGACAUCAUUCUUUACCACAGCGUCAAACAGCCGGCCGGUAGAAACUGGUGUCAGUUGUCCAACGGUGGCUGUGAAUUCUUGUGCCUGGCUGCCCCUCAAGUGGGCAGACACCCACCAAAGUACACCUGCGUCUGUCCGGAUGACAUGGUGCUGGCCGGUGAUAUGAGGGCAUGCAUGCAGGCUCCAACCACCAACCAAGCCGUCGUCACCACAAACACACCCAAGGCCCAGAUCAGCACCUCCGCUGCUCCCAUUGCUAGCAUUGCUAGCAGCAGACCCGUGGGCAAGCCUGUGCCGAGCACUAAAAGGCCUCCAGUUAGAACCACUACACCUGAACCCCAGCCGGUGCAGCCCAAAGCCCCAAGGACAACCACGGAAACCCCCGUCACUUCUCAAGACAUUGGCCAUGGCGUUCAUGCAGUGAUACCCCAAGCAGCCUCCAGCACCCCAACUGCUUUGUACAUCGUCCUACCUCUGGCCAUCGUGUGCAUGUUGGCUUUCGGUGGCAUGCUGCUAUGGAAGAGCUACAAGCUGAAGAACACCAACACCAUCCACUUUGACAACCCUGUGUAUCAAAAGACCACAGAGGACCAGGUCCACAUUUGGAGGAGUCACGGCCAUGAUGGAUAUUCCUACCCAAAGAAGCAAGUUGUGAGCCUGGAUGAAGAGGCAGACAAUCCCACUUUCAGCCAAAACUGAGCAAGGAGCCAAAGACCAAGCCAAAUGGAAGUUGGCACAAAGAACGGAUUCAAGGUUUUACCGCUCCACCCUCACUCACGACAAAAGCACUACGACGUCCUGCUUCAAGUCAUUUCGCUUAUUUUCAUUUUCCUUGUUUUUCCACCCUUGAAAACUCGCCACCUCCAACGUCCGUUAGCAACGUUAGCCGUAAAUAUUCUUCCAACAUGACUGCUAAAGAGAAGACUUCCUUCCUUCUCAUCAUUUGGACUUUUGAUGUCAUACUACGGACUUCCUAUGUCAGCAUUAUGGAAACAGGCCUACAUCGCAUACGGGCCUUUAUAGGACCAAAGUCCAAAUCCAAUGGUUCCCCAGUAGAAAUGGGGGCGAGCACCCCUCUACACGUUUGUCUUGAAUACAAUUAGCGGUUUAAAGCUAGCCUCCAAUAUUUGCCCCCUUCACAUUUAACUCUGAAAUCCAUGCAAGUUUUGCACUUUAUGCUAAAAGUGACCACUUGAAAUGUAACAAUAGCCCCCACAAAGCAGGCCGAGUCUCCUUUUGCUGGGGUGUACAGCGUGCAGCCUGAGGGCCGUUUGUGGCACAUUAGAAACAAAACAAAAAUUGGUCAUUUACGUCCACGUGCCCCUUUGAAGCAACUGUGAAUACUGCAUGUACAGUAGUCGUAUAUUUCCAGCCUCCAUAGGAGGAGAGCCUGCCUUAGCGCAGCAUUCCUGGCAGGAGAGAAACAUGGGCCUCAUCCCAACUCUUUGGGAGCUCCUGGUUUGUUUGUUUUUACAAUGUAAUUCAACUCUGGUGCCUCUUUUUUGUCCUCAAAUGUUCAUGUUGGUGCUAUUGAACAGAACAGGAUGUCAAAUGGACUUGAUCCGGGUGAAGAGAUCCGGGUGAGAUGUCCAGUGUUCUUUAGGUCUUUCUGGAAGAAAAAUGCCAGCGAAGAUGGACGUACGGAGGCUUUCUUUGGUUUGGUGCAGGUCAUGUGUCUGUAAAUAGGAUGUUGAUGAAUGUAAAUAUUUGAUAGCUGUGCUGUAGGCUUUGUUGUUGUUCAACCUGGGCUGUACAUAAAUAAAUGCUUGUAUUUAUUAUUGAUCCA